CUUCCCUACACCAACCCGAAAUGGUUUCAAGAAAUUAUAGGCCAAGUAUGGAAAAGUCUAGUAUUGAUUUGAAUCGUGAAACAUCAUCGACAUCUGUCUCUGAAACCCAACCUGAACAUGGUGUUGAAGGGUUGGAAAAUGUAGUUCUACACAAUGAAGAUGAAUCAAGGCAUAAAUGUAAAGUCAAAUGGAGCAAGGAAGCUACUAUACUUCUGAUAAGUGGAUGACUUAAUACAUCUAAGGAUGCCAUUGUGGGGAAUGACCAAACUUCUACACAUUUCUGGGCUCGAAUCGCAGAAUACUACAACACCAACUAAAAAGGCGAGCAAGCAAGAACUGGAAAGCAAUGCAAAUAUCAUUGGAACAAGAUGAAUCAAAAGGUGGCACGUUUCAAUGGGUGUUAUAAAUGAGUUCAACAAGCACAUCACAGUGGUUGGUCUGAUGAGCAAAUUCUUGAGAAUACACAUCAAUUGUACAAAUCUGAAAAUAACAACUCAAAUUUUCUGCUUGUGGACUGUUGGAGAUUGCUAAAGGAUAAGGCGAAAUGGAAUACAAUGUACCAACCAAAAGGUGGUAAGAGGACAAAGGUGUCAGGAUCAGGGGCAUUUACUUCUUCUUCCAAUGCAGACAUCAGUGAUGAUGAAGUACGUGAAGUGCGCCCUACUGGCCAAAAGGCAGCAAAGAGAAAAGGGAAGGAGAAAAACGUGGUUUUCCAGGCAUUUGCAUGGAAAUGUCAAUUCACGCGAGGUGAUCAUGGUAGACCAACAAUCAUGCUCGAAGCAGUUGCGUUACAAGAUCUUUGGAUAUGCCAUGCAUUUUUUGGUGUUCCAGGAUCCAAUAAUGAUCUCAAUGAGUUAAAUCAAUCCCUAAUAUUCACUGAUAUCUUACAAGGGCAAGCGCCUCAAGGAGAGAAAAAAAAAUUAUUUUCCCAAUGCCAAGAAGCGGUACGCAAAGAUGUUGAGCGAGCAUUCAGAGUACUUCAAUCUUGUUUUGCUAUUGUACGAGGACCAACACCUUUUUGGCAAAGAGAUGUUCUCAAAGAUAUUAUAUAUGCAUGCAUCAUAUUGCACAACAUUAUUGUCGAGGAUGAAAGAGAUGCAUAUGAGAGUUUGUUUGAUUUUAAUUAUGAUGACGGCCCCGCCGACACCCUAAUGGUUGAAGUAUUGCAUGGACCUAUUUCUGACUUCUCGACAAUGUUUCAAAGAAAUGCUGAAAUUCGUGAUAGAAACAUUCAUUGCAAUCUUCAGGCGGACUUGGUAGAGCACAUAUGGUCAAAAUUUGGAAAUCAUUUUAAUUAA
Humulus lupulus (European hop) is the source of this 1298-nucleotide messenger RNA. RefSeq lists its product as uncharacterized. The record is from RefSeq and is a predicted model, not a curated record. Bases 555 to 1298 code for a protein of 247 amino acids. The transcript has 4 exons. Lineage: Eukaryota; Viridiplantae; Streptophyta; Magnoliopsida; Rosales; Cannabaceae.